Molecule: messenger RNA, 282 nt
Organism: Prorocentrum cordatum
Lineage: Eukaryota; Dinophyceae; Prorocentrales; Prorocentraceae
Source: the annotation of a GenBank genome assembly
GGAGGAGGAGGAGGAGGAGGAGGAGGAGGAGGAGGAGGCGCCCCUGGGGGCUGCGGCGUGGAGGCACCGCUGCCCGUGCUUUUCGCGACUCGCCGGCGGUCUCCCGUGGUGGCGGGCAGCCCGCGCGCCUUUCGCUCUGCCCGACAGGACGGCUCGCUUCGCAGUCGCAUCUCGGCAUCGAUGUGUUCUCGUCGCUGCCUUUUUUCCGCGAGGAGGAGGAGGAGCAGCAGCAGCAGCAGCAGCCCGCGUCGGGGCGCGGUACACGUGAAUCUCAGUUUAUCC